CACACACACACACACGCCCCUGUUCUACAGACACUCCCUCCAGUUAAAUCGCGGAUUCGGUAAAGAAAGACUACAACACAUCGCUUUUUCUCGUGCACUGACAGCUUUCUGCAUCUGCCACAAUUUCUCACUAUGGUGUCCCAUAAGGAGUUUGAGACUGCAGGGAAAGCUCCUGGUCUGCAGAUAUGGCGCAUUGAGAACAUGGACCUGAAGCCAGUGCCUAAGAAUCUCUAUGGCAACUUCUAUACGGGUGAUGCCUACCUUCUGCUGUACACCACCAGCGCACCCUCGUACUAUAUACACAUGUGGAUGGGGAAUGAGUGUUCUCAAGAUGAAAGUGGAGCUGCAGCUAUCUUCGCCACACAGCUGGAUGACUUUCUUGGGGGUGGUCCGGUUCAGUUCCGUGAGGUCCAAAACAAUGAGUCACUCACCUUCCUGGGCUACUUCAAGUCUGGCAUCAAGUAUAAGCAAGGUGGGGUUGCGUCUGGCUUCCAUCACGUGUUGACCAAUGAUGUGAAUGUGAAGCGUCUCCUGCACAUCAAGGGCAGGAGGGCCAUCAGAGCCACUGAGGUGGAGCUGUCCUGGAGCAGCUUCAACAAAGGAGACUGCUUUAUCGUAGACUUGGGGAAGGACAUUUAUCAGUGGUGUGGCAGUGACUGCAAUCGUUUUGAGCGUCUAAAGGCCUCCCAGUUGGCCAUUGAUAUCCGGGACAAUGAGAGGAAUGGCAGGGCCAAGCUGAUCAUGGUGGAGGAUGGGGCUGAACCAGACGCUCUGACUAAAGUUAUUGGGCCCAAAUCCAGCAUCGCCCCAGCAACUCCUGACAAUGAGGAAGUGGAAACCUCCAACAAGAAGAAGGCAGCAUUGUACAUGAUUUCAGAUGCCUCUGGCUCCAUGAAAACAUCUGCUGUGGCCCAGACUAGCCCGUUCAAGCAGGAGAUGCUCUCCCUAGAUGAGUGCUAUAUCCUGGACAAUGGAGUUGAUAAGAAUGUGUUUGUUUGGAAAGGACCAAAUGCAAACACAUCUGAACGCAAAGCGGCUAUGAAAGCAGCCGAGCAGUUCAUCAAAGAGAAGAACUACUCUAGUAAAACACAGAUCCAGGUGCUGCCUGCAGGGGGCGAGACCACCCUGUUCAAGCAGUUCUUCUCUAACUGGAAGGACAAGGACCAAACCACUGGUCCUACCAAGGCCUACACCAUUGGCAAAAUAGCCCAUGUGGAGCAGAUUCCUUUCGAUGCCUCCAGCCUCCAUAACAACAAGACCAUGGCAGCCCAGCACAACAUGGUUGAUGAUGGUUCUGGAAAAGUCCAGAUCUGGCGUGUGGAGGGAGGGGAGCGUGUCCCGGUGGAUCCCUCUACUUAUGGGCGGUUUUUUGGGGGAGACUGUUACCUGAUCCUCUACAGUUAUAAACAGGGAAGUAGGGAGCAGCAUAUCAUCUACACCUGGCAGGGUCUGAAGAGCACUCAGGAUGAGCUGGCAGCUUCUGCCUUCCUUACGGUCCAGCUGGAUGACUCCAUGGGCGGAGCUCCAGUUCAGGUGCGAGUGACACAGGGUCAAGAACCUCCCCAUCUGAUGAGUCUGUUCAAGGGCAAACCUAUGAUCAUCCAUAGUGGAGGCACGUCCCGCAAGGACGGCCAGACCAAGACAGGCAGCAUGCGCCUCUUCCACAUCCGACAGAGCUCCUCUAGAGCCACGCGCGCUGUCGAGGUUGAGCCAUCUGCAUCCGGCUUAAACACCAAUGACGUGUUUGUGCUGAAGUCGUCAGAUUGUGUGUUUGUGUGGAAAGGCGCAGGUGCCAGCGAUGAAGAAAUGGUCGCUGCAAAGUUUGUUGUAAGUGUGCUGGGAGGAAAAUCCACUGAUGUUGCCGAGGGUAAAGAACCAGCUGGAUUCUGGUCGGCUCUGGGUGGAAAGAAGGAGUACCAGACAUCUCCAACUCUACGAAAUAUGGUCAAACCACCACGUCUGUUCGGCUGCUCCAAUAAGACAGGCCGGCUAAUGGUUGAGGAAGUUCCUGGAGACUUCACUCAGUCAGACUUGGCUACCGAUGAUGUCAUGUUGCUUGACACCUGGGAUCAGAUCUUCCUUUGGAUUGGUAAAGAAGCCAAUGAUGUUGAAAAAACUGAGUCACCAAAAAUAGCUAAGGACUAUGUGGACUCUGAUCCUUCUGGACGUCGUGGACUGCCCAUCACAACCAUAAAGCAGGGGGCUGAGCCCCCGACCUUCACAGGCUGGUUCCAGGCUUGGGAUCAACAUAUGUGGGACACUGACCCUCUGGAGAAAAUCCGAGCUCGCUUUUAAACCCAAAACGGUUCCCUCUUCUUUUCUUUACAUAAGCACUUCUUGUUCCUGUGCAAUAAAUUGCAACUUUCCAGGGUUUUACACAAUCUAAAGAUUGGUGAAAUGCCCAUCUUGCUUAAAAGUCCACUCUGUAAUGUUUUAUUUUUUAUUUUUUGUUAACAUAAUGUUGGCCAUUAUGCGAUUGGUCUUGGACUGUGACUAGAUUUAGUUACAGAUGCAAUUGUAGAAAUAAUUACAAUUAAUUAAUUAAAAAUCAUUUAAUCAGUAAGCAAAAGAGUCAAAUAUAGAUGAGUUACUGAAAUAAAGUCAUUAGUAUUUGACUGGUCAUGUGAUCUUAACAUGUCUGCCCUCAUGACUCAACCCCACUCCACGAGUGUUUUUUUAAUCAUUUUAAGCAUAACCAAAAGUACUGUUUUAAUGAGGAAAAUGAUCACCGUUAAAACUGACAGAUUUCACAUUACAGAUCCAUAGUUUUAUUGAACCUAGUCCAGUAAAAUGGAUUUUGGGAAUGUUUAGCUGUGUUCAACCAGAACCAGCUGUCAUCAUAGAAAUCUACCAAAUCUACCGAAAUGAUUAGCACUCAUAAUAAUGGUAUGAGGCAUAAGGUAUAGUUACCCUGUUACCCUAGUUUUUUUUUAUCAAGUCUUUUGGCUUUUCAUUUCUGCCAUAAUGGCUUCCAAACAUGUUAACAUUUUAAAAUAUGUGGCAAACUUCAUGACUAUUGUUUUUACACACAAGCCAUUGAUAUAUGUUCAGCUUGUACUAUGAUGUUGUUAUGUUGGACUUUAAUAAAUUGAGAUUUUGAGAAAGUGAAAUUA
Messenger RNA from Onychostoma macrolepis, 3113 nucleotides. It is a transcript of the gene scinlb, whose product is annotated as scinderin like b. Bases 133 to 2295 code for a protein of 720 amino acids. Lineage: Eukaryota; Metazoa; Chordata; Actinopteri; Cypriniformes; Cyprinidae. The record is from RefSeq and is a predicted model, not a curated record. The transcript is spliced from 17 exons. Gene Ontology annotation, biological process: actin filament severing; barbed-end actin filament capping; actin polymerization or depolymerization. Gene Ontology annotation, cellular component: actin cytoskeleton; cytoplasm. Gene Ontology annotation, molecular function: actin filament binding; phosphatidylinositol-4,5-bisphosphate binding.